GGGACUGGAAAAUAAGCCUUGUCCGGCGUUUGGUGAGACUCGGGACUCGUAUAAAUGAGCAUACACAGUCCCCGCGUCCCUUUCUCACCGUCUUACGGAGCGGCCCCAAAAUUGGGCGGACUCCAUAAGCAAGCGUUGGAGAACGAUUGCAGACGCUCCCCACUUCCCCAGUACUCCAGCUGCGAAGUAUUGCUCGACUCUUUCACUCACUGCUUCGUUGAUAAAAACAAGAGCUUCCCAGCAACAAAUUUAGAUUGAGGAGAGGAAGAGGAGUAUAUAGCUACCAGCCUACCAAGACCCUUUCAAACUCUGAAAGAAAAACAUUAGGUACUUGACUGGUGAGGCUGCUGCACUUUUGCUUUACUCUUUAUUGCAAGGAAGUGUUGACUUUCUGGCGUAUGUCUUGGUGCAAACUGAUUUGUAUACACUGGUUCGGUGAAGGUUGCUAGGAGUCGAUUCCGUAUUGAAGGGUAAGAAAGCAACUGCACAUGCUUCCGUUGCAUAGGCUAUUGUGAGCAAAACUACCAUCAGAGAGAAAGAAGGGUUGCAGAAAGCAUUAUUUAUGAGUACCCUGUUCUAACAUCAAAAUCCGGGGAUCAAAUACAACUUUUUUAUCAAAAGUUGAACAUGAAGAGUAUAUAAUCUACCAAACUCGCGUUAGCGGAUUGGAAAAUAGUUUGUCUUUCUUGGUUGAGUUUGAUGACCAUUAUAUUUUGGAAUGUGUUUUUCCCAUUCAAUUCUUGAAGCAAUUGUAUAAUUUUUGGAGAACCACGCGCGUGCAUGAAAGCUAGUAUGUUUGAUUCCUUGAAACAAACGAGGCCUCAUAGUCUUCAAUCAAAAUGAAAUUCCCCAAAACAUGACAGCACUUUGCUGUUGUGGAAUCUAAUAGAGCAUUCGAAGCUGAAAUUUGAAACCCCUGAUUCUCAGAUUCCGGGUUCUUCGUGCUCUCUCUCCGUUCCUUCCGAACCUCCUGAUCUAGGAAAUUGGUUCGCUAGCUACCGGUAUGCAUCACCUGCAAUGAAUUCCAAUUCUUUUCACAAUGAGUUUGGUACCGGCGAGAGUGAAAGAGGAAAAGAUGAAGGGAAUUCAUGUGGGUUUAGGGAAAUUGGAAAUGAAGUUGGAGUCUUUGUUCAUGAGAAGGCAGAUGGGGUUGUCAAAUGUGGCAGGUCUUCACAAGACCAAUGUUUAAGUAAGAUUUCAGGUUCUUCGGAAUCACCUUUGUCCCUUUCAGAGCCUACGGACAUCAAAAACUGGUUUUCAAGCUAUGUGUACGAGUCUCCUUCAUUGGAUACUACUGAUGGUUUUGGAGAUUCUCUUGCCAAGCAAAGUAAAUGCGAGAAGGAUGGGUUUUUGGUUGAAAACAGUAAGAGAGAAAAUGAAGAGGAAUUGAGGAAUUCUAGUAUAAAGAGGAGUAUCAGUAGAGAGGUUGUGGGUGAGAAGGAACAGUCAGGAGGGCUUUCGAAUUGUGACAGCUCUUGGAGAGUUACUAAGCAGGCAAGGCAAUCUGUACCUGAGGCUCCAGGUCCUCUGGAAUCACCUUUGCUUCUUUCAGAACCUGUUCACAUCAAAAACUGGUUUUCAAGCUAUGUGUAUGAGUCUCCUUCCUUGGAUACAUAUGAUAAUGAUUCUGUUGGCAAAGAAAGUAAAUGUGAGAAGGAUGGCUUUAUGGUUGAAAAUAGAAAGAGUAAUAUUGAAGAGAAUUUGGGGGAUUUUAGAAAGAGUAGUGUUGGUAAAGAGGUUGUGGAUGAGAAGAAACAAUUGGUAGGGCUUGCAAAAUUUGACAGCUCUUGGAGAGACACCAAGCAUGAUAGGCAGCCUGUACAUGAGGUUCCAGGUCAUUUGGACUCCUCUUCACACUUGUCAGAGCCUACUGACAUCCAGACUUGGUUCUCAAGCUAUGUGUAUGAGUCUCCAUCUUUGGAUACAGCUGAUGGUUUUGGAGAUGUUGUUUGUAGAGAUAGAAUAGAUGAGAAGGAUGAGGUUUCGGUUGAAACCAGCAACAAAGAAAAGGGAGAGCGUUUGGAGAGGUUUGGUAAAAAAGAAAGUGAUAAUGAAGAGUUUGAUGUUGAGAAGGUGCAGUCAGAAGAGUUAGCAAAACAUAACACCACUUCGAGACAUAGCAAGAAGCCUGUUGACCAAACCACUGGACUGGAUGAAAAUCUAUCUGGUCAGAGUGAUUUUUGUCUCAAAUAUAAGCCUAAUAUGUUGCAAAAUUAUCGUAGUAGUCAACCAAAACAUGCUGAGACAUCAAGCUUCAACAAAGGAGAUUCUCAAUGCAAGGUAGAUCAACAGACCUUCCAUGGAACCAGAUCUAAGCCAUUGAACAGGAGAAGUUCAUGCAGUAAUGAUGGGACAUUGGUUCAUAGUAGGGGCCCCACUUCACAGGAGAGCUCAGAAGCAAAGGUCCAUGUUGAAGAAUUCUUACUAGAAACCAAUUCCGAGUUAAUUUCAGUCAAUGAAGCAUCAGUAAGCAAAACAACUCAUGGAAGCAAAGAAAGAAAAGAUGAUGGGACAGGAAUAUCAGAAGAUGGUUUCAUUACAACAAGGAAACGCAAAUUUACAGCAAGAAAUGAUGAAAACUCUCCAGAAGGACCACCAAGGAGUAGUAGAGGAUCAGUUCCAUCAGUACGUGGGAAAGAUGUUGUUAUUCAAAGAAAGACCUUGGCAGACACAACAAACUUUCAUCAUUCUCCAGCAACAAUGAUCACCGGAAAAUGGAAGUGUCCUCAGCAGCGUAAGCCAAAUUUGGGACCUCCUUUGAAGCAGCUUGGACUUGAGCACUGGAUUCGAAAGUCGUGAAAGAUUGAAAGUCUAAAAUAUGGAGAUGUUGGAUGUUGGAUGUUGAGAGAGGCCAACAGAACCUAAAGACUCGAGCUUUGGGGAGUUUGAAGGAUCCUUGAUGUAAAAGAAUAAGGAAUAACCAAAGCAUUUCAUCAUUCAUUCAUUCUUCACAUUUUGGUGUUUAUAAUAUCAAAUCUCAAACUCUCGAAGACUCAAAAACAUUUACAGAAUAGCAAAUGCCAACUGGUAUAGGUUGUGUG
This is a messenger RNA of Fragaria vesca subsp. vesca, 3041 nucleotides long. RefSeq lists its product as uncharacterized. The record is from RefSeq and is a predicted model, not a curated record. NCBI's taxonomy places the organism in Eukaryota, Viridiplantae, Streptophyta, Magnoliopsida, Rosales, Rosaceae. The transcript is spliced from 14 exons. The coding region runs from base 1018 to 2799 and encodes 593 amino acids.